AUGACUCCUGCUUCUGCUGGUUCCUCCACAUCCGGCGAGGGCCUGGCGUUUGUGGUUACUGCUACGGCACCCCAAGGGGCUGCAGCAGGGGUGGGGCUGGGAGGGGUGGGGAAGCGGAGUGUGGCGGUGGAGUUUGACUCGGUGCUGAGUGUGAAGCACAGCGACCCCAACGACAACCACGUGGGCGUCAAUGUGGGCGGCUCACCUGUGUCCCUCGCCUCUGCCACGGCCCCUCUCAUCCUCAACGACGGCCACACCAAGCAUGCCUGGAUCCACUACGACCCCUCCAGCGGUGGCACCCUACGAGUCUUCCUCUCAGCCUCCAGGCAGCAGCCGUCCAAGGCUGUGGUGACAGCAAGAGUGUCUCUGUGCAGCGCGCUCAAGCCCACCGUAGGCAGUGCCUUCUUCCUCUUCGGCUUUGUGGCCGCCUCUGCAAACAACACUCAGAGGCAUGACAUCCUCUCGUGGAAAAUUGACACCGGCACUGCAUUUGGAAGUGUAGCAUCAGCAGAGGAGGUGGAAGCAGGUGGCGAGGGCGAGAGUGUGCCCACAUCGUUCCACUAUGCCAGCCUCUCCUUCCUCCCCACUGCGGACGGUCUGCCCAUGUGGAAGCCUCCUGCAUUUGUCACGUGGAUGCGAAACAUGGCAACAUGGCCUGUGAAGAACCAGCAUGGAUGUGGUAUGGCAUGGGAUGGCAUGUACGAGGUGUGGCAAUGUUGGAGUGUGGCAUGGGGGUGUUGUGGCAUGGACGGGGCAUGGCAGGGGUGGGGUGUAGCAUGGGUUGGGUGUGGCAUGGCUGGGGUAUGGAAUGGGAGUGGGUUUCCUUACCCAUCCCUGUGCGGCUACCUGUUGGCCUUCCAACCCCCUUCCCCCUCCCCUCCUCCCUUACCCCCCGGCCCCCCAUCUACUUCCCCCAACGUCGCCCAUCUUUGGCAUGCAGCCGACUCCUCAGCAUACGCAGUGGUGGCAGCAGUGGAGGCAGCCUACAGCAUCAUGGAAAGCUUAUAUCAGCCCCCAAGGCUGUCGGUGGAGCAGCUGCGGGUGGCCCUGUCGGCCAACUGCGACGACAUGCCUCCGCGCGAUGUGCUGGCCUUCCUGGUGGCUGCCACGCGCAAGGGAGGGGGGCUCGUGGAUGACGCAGCAGCAGCGGCCGCCAGUCCCCACAGCAUGGCGUCCGCCGGCCGGCGGGAGAGACUGGCCGCGAAAUCCAAGUACGAAAAUGGCAGUUGCUUCCAGAACGGAGUGAACCAUGCUGUCCUGGUGGUGGGCUACGGUGUCGAGACAAGCAACGCUAGCCCUUUUCGAAUGCCUGCGCCCCUCUGGGUGAUCCGCAACUCGUGGGGCAGCGGAUGGGGGGCUGCAGGACACAUGUUCAUGGACAUGCAGAGCGGGCCGGGCAUCUGUGGCAUCAACACACUGCCAGGCAUCUUCCCCAUCCUCCGAU
Molecule: messenger RNA, 1444 nt
Organism: Closterium sp. NIES-65
Lineage: Eukaryota; Viridiplantae; Streptophyta; Zygnematophyceae; Desmidiales; Closteriaceae
Source: the annotation of a GenBank genome assembly